AAGCAGACUGAUCCUAACUGGAGUAACUUCUUAUAUGACGAGACGAAUAAAUCGAUCAACCUUAUAGACUUUGGAGCAGCAAGGGACUACCCAAAAGAAUUUGUAGAUGAUUAUCUAAAGAUGGUAAUGAGUUGUGGAAACAGCGAUAGGGAGAUGGUGAUUGAGAUGUCAAGGAGGCUAGGGUUUCUGACCGGAAUGGAAUCAGAGAUAAUGGUGGAGGCUCAUGUGCAGGCAGGGUUCGUGGUGGGACUGCCGUUUGCAAAGAGUGGAGGGUACGAUUUUGGAUCGACGAAUAUUACUCAAAGCAUUACAAAUCUGGGGGCAACGAUGCUUCGGCACAGGCUGACACCCCCUCCGGAAGAGGCCUACAGCCUUCACCGGAAGCUUUCCGGUGCUUUCCUCGCUUGCAUCAAGCUUCAGGCUGUGGUUCCUUGCAGAGAACUGCUGCUUCAAGUCUACGACAAUUAUCAGUUUGGGACCUUAAAUUAAUUCUCUUCAUUCUAUUCAUUUUGAAAUUCAUAUUCUUAUUGGAUUAGACAGGAAAUUUCAUCAAUGUUUUCUUGUUAUUUGUAUCAUCAUGUGAAAGAAAUUGAAAAUAAAAAACCAAACAUGGUUAAUACCUUUGCUUUUAUUGUGGUAUCUUUUGUUUUACAAUUGAAAUUUAGAAUAGACUCGUAUCCUAUUUGAUAAACGACAUAAAUCAACGAAGCAUAGUAUUAGUAGUAAUGGAGGAGGAAGAGGAAGCGGCGGCGUUUGUGAGGGAAGAGGUGGAGGACUGGGACGACGAGGUGAAGAGUCGAGCGCGAUUCAAAGCGCUGAGCGGGCAGAGGUCGGAUUGGGAGGCGCGCUAUUGUUUUUGGAGGGAUUUAAUCGUGAAGACAGCUCGACACCUCCGCAUCUUAGUCAUCCGCCCUUCCCGCCUCUCCGGCCUCUGGUUCCGCCGCCGCCCCGACGGCCUCUCCCCUUUGUGCCUUGAUCAAGUGCUCCUUGAAAUGCACCGCGCCGGAGACUUGCUGCUUCCUCGCGCUUCUUCCUCCUCUUCUCGCCUCCCUCACAUUUUCCGCAGGGCGCUCGAUUUUCUGCCCCUCGGCGAUCGCCGCCCUCUCGCUCUCACCGCCGACUGCUACAUUCUCGCACCGCUCUUGGAGGAACGAUCUGUAGAGGUCAUUACCAAAUUGUCGGAAAACUGUUGGACUAGUACGUGUGUUGUCACCAUGGACAAGUUUGGGGAAGUUUGUGUGGGCUCUGAGGAGGAACGGCUUGCCAUUUUGGAUUACUUGGUGACACGUGGAAGAGCUACACGCCUUGUCAUCAACAAACCUCAAGCUAUAGAGGGUGUCAAAUUGUGUAUUGCUCCUGGGGCAGCUUCUGCUGCCUCAACUACGGAUUACAGUUUACUACACUUAACUUGGACUGCCGAGAAGCUGGGGAAGCAGCUUCAUUUAAUUGACCAACGAUAUCAAAAAAGUAGGGAGUCUGCUAUAGCAUCUCUUAGAGAAGCAAACAAGAAACUUGCCCUGAGACAUACAAAAGAAAUGAAGCUGGCAUCUCAAAGUAGAGAGAGGUGCUCGGCACUGUUGGACCAGGUGGAGAAAGUUCUCCAGGCUAUUUCGGAUGCUGAGUCCUCCAAAAAGGUGGCGGAGGCCUUGCAGAGCAGCAAACGUGCUAUGCAGGAAAACCAAAUUAACAUUGAAGAAGUUGCACAGUGCCUGCUGGAACUUGAUGAGAACAUUGAUGCACUGAAACGACUUGAUAAUGCUCUAGAAGCAACUACAACAUAUGGUGAGAUAGAUGAUGAAGACAUUGAAGAAGAAUUUAAGACGCUGCAGCUGGAGCUAAACAGCACAAAGGCAGUUGCAGCAGAGGCAGAGAUAUCAGAAGAAACUGAAACGGAUGCUUUGAGCAAUGCGUUGUUGAAUCUUCGUCUCAAGAGUGAGGGAGCCAAGAAGGUGGAGGCAGAAUGUUGCACAGAUGAAAACAUGUCAAAUGAGAGAGGCCUUGAAGCGGCUUGAAUUUAUGUAAACGGAUAGGAUAGGUAAUCCAAGUGUUGGAUUUGAUGUAAAUGGGUUGAUACGAAAUGCGAAUGAGUUCAGUAGUCUUGUAAAAACGUACAUUUAAGUCA
Molecule: messenger RNA, 2122 nt
Organism: Salvia hispanica
Lineage: Eukaryota; Viridiplantae; Streptophyta; Magnoliopsida; Lamiales; Lamiaceae
Source: RefSeq, a predicted model, not a curated record